AUGAAGGAAGAAGGACAACAUCAGAUGCUAUCAUACCACGAUGCGACUGCCCGUUCGAGGCCAACGGAGUUUCAAUGCCCACAGUCGACAGCCUUUAGUUUCUCUUAUCCUCAUUUUACAUUGCUGUACAUCAAUCGCAAUGGAGAGCUUCAGGUUGAAUCUUCGCCUUCCAUCUCAAGCCAUGAGAGGGCCAUCUUUACGCAGGAUGUCAAGGAAAAAUUCCUGAAGUCAGCAGGCUUGGGAUGGCAAUCAGGGCUGCACAGUAUCCAGCAGCCAAGUUCUGUGGGUCACAUGGAAGGCGAUGUCACGGAGAAACAACCGUCUUUCCUGUCCAACUCUUUUGGCCCGCACCACGAUCCGGGCUGGUACCAACCCGGGCUGAUCCCUUGUGAAUGGCAAUCCUUGCAUAACAAACGUCCACGACGGAAUUCGAGGCGCAUGGAGUCGGGAGCGGGCCGAGGCUCAGAUCCAUCUUCACCAGGCUCAGCAGUCAAUUGGACGGCACUCCGAGUAGGACAGAAAGAUCUCCUUCAGCGUUAUUACGAGAGGGCAUUUGAAAACUUCCAGCAGAUCAAUUGUAGGGCAAUUGCGAAGGCCUUCGUCAAGCUGGUUGAGCCUCGCAAGCAGGUAAAUCAUCCGUACAACGGACGGAGAACUGUGGCAGGGUCACCUCAGCGCGUGGACCCUGAAUUGACCAAGCCUAAAUGGUGGCCUGCGGGGGUGACGCACAGAGAGCCUGACCAUCUGGUAAAAGCUGAGAGGAUCCGACUUCUUGUAUAUAUUCUAUGUGAACUGAGGGAAAGCCAUGCAAUCACAGCGGAUAAGCUGAAAGAAGCUGGUCAAGAUGUGCGACGAUCAAUUUCUCCACCAGAACGACUACAGAUCUUGGAUGAGAUCUAUUAUGUUCGAGACAUGGAAGAAUUAUAUUUGGACGGCAAAAUCAGUGGAGACACAAUGAUACAUGUCUCCCAGGUCCAUAUGGCCGAAGCCAGCCUAAUCUCAGGUUCUCACGACCAGGCCGUUCCUAUGAUUGCUGUGGAAGGAGUUGCACCCCAUAUAACAGAGCACCAGCAGCAAAUGUCUCCUAGCGGCUCCCAUUACUUGAUAGGAGGGUCAAGUAAUAACAACGGUGUUAUCUCGGACAAUGAUCACCUACCAUCGGCGCAGGAGAUUUACGAAGAGACCUCAAGCCCGGAACCUUAUAACUGUUUAACCCCAGGGUCAACCCCGUCAGCCAGUCGAAGAAGCUCCGUGGAAGGCAGCCUGGUGUACUCGUCCAAUAUGGCUUCGCCCCGGUCAACAACAAGUAUUGCUUUCCUUCCCUGUCGAUCAUAUGCGCUCCACCGCGACGGUCCUACCAUCUUCGCUUUCCGGCAAAAACUUAUAAUGGAAAGUGGUGGUUCCUACUCAGACGACCGGGUGACGGGUGACUCGCCUGUCUUGCAUCCGACCCGAGGUGACGAUAUUUCCGAUGACGACGAGUUUACAGAUUCUGCAGACCACUACUACUCGCCACCUGGUUCACCAGGGAGGCUGUCGCGAAGCCCAUCAUUUUCUUAUCAGGAUGACUGGGAGACGUUCCCGUCGUUGGAACACCUGUCGGUCUUUGACUUGCUCGACAACUUUUCCCUGUCGCAGCGGUUGGAAAGGUUCCAGCAAGCCAUAAAUUCACAAACGGAAAAAGUGAAGAAACAACGUGAGAAACUGAAAUAUACCUCACUCCAUGCGAAGGAUCGUGUCGUGGGCGAGUGGAAAAAGCGGGUUCCUACGGCAGACGAGCGCCUGGACAAGUAUCGUCGGCGGAUGAAGGUUGGUGUUGAGCGCUUGGGGAAACAAUGGAAUGCAAACGCAGCCGUGACCUUGCGCGAGAAGAUAUCAUUCAUUGCAGGUGUCCUCAACAUCUUUAUCAGUGGCUAUAUCAUCGGUGCUCAUCCCGAAUAUUUCUACAUCUGGUUCAGUGCACAGCUGGCUUACUUCAUGCCGAUCCGAUUUUACCGGUACCACAAGAAAGGCUACCACUAUUUCUUGGCUGAUCUAUGCUAUUUUGUAAACCUGCUUUGCUUGCUGAGUCUCUGGGUCUUUCCGCGUUCCACGAGGCUUUUCAUAAGCACAUUUUGUCUGGUGUUUGGCAAUAACGCUGUUGCAAUUGCCAUGUGGCGGAAUUCCAUGGUCUUUCAUAGUAUGGACAAGGUUGUAAGCCUUUUUAUCCACAUCAUGCCGCCUAUGACCUUACAUUGCCUCGUUCAUCUGACCCCCGCUGGAAGACUGAAGGAGAGGUUCCCUGCGGUUUACGACAUCAAGUUUAGUGAUCCUCAAUCCCCAGAUCAUUUCUCUCUCCUUACUAUGAUGGGCUGGGCCACUAUUCCGUACGUGAUAUGGCAGUUGACUUAUCACUGUUUUAUCACCGUCCGUCGUGCCGAGAAGAUUGCCGCCGGGCGCCCAACCAGUUUUACUUGGCUUCGCAAGUCCUAUGCGAAGACCUGGAUCGGGAAAAUCGUCCUGAGUCUUCCUGAAUCAUUGCAGUCCCCUGCCUUCAUGUUGAUUCAAUAUGUUUACGCCCUAUUGACCAUGAUUCCAUGUCCGCUGUGGUUAUGGUCCAAGUGGGCCAGUGGGAUUUUUUUGACCGGCCUGUUUAUCCUCAGCAUCCAUAACGGUGCGACAUAUUAUAUUGACGUUUUUGGCAAACGCUUUCAGAAAGAACUGGAGGAGUUGAAGAAAGAUGUGGCUCGCUGGCAGUCAUCGCCUGCAGGGACAAACACCCCGACACUCGUAGGAUCUGAUGAGGCCGCUGCAUCGGGAGCGCAGGUCUCUAAUCAAUCCUCAGGCGCUGCACUGAACAACGAAAUCGACAAAACUAGUAUUGACAGGAUACCUCCCCUCGAUUCCGUGGCCGCUUCAACCGGCAUGCGAGAGCCUUAUACUACGGGCGAUUCGGCGGUACGCGAGAGAAAAUAG
Aspergillus tanneri is the source of this 2955-nucleotide messenger RNA. RefSeq lists its product as uncharacterized. NCBI's taxonomy places the organism in Eukaryota, Fungi, Ascomycota, Eurotiomycetes, Eurotiales, Aspergillaceae. The coding region runs from base 1 to 2955 and encodes 984 amino acids. The transcript is spliced from 8 exons. The record is from RefSeq and is a predicted model, not a curated record. Gene Ontology annotation, biological process: phosphatidylcholine biosynthetic process.